Pyrus x bretschneideri (Chinese white pear) is the source of this 3435-nucleotide messenger RNA. RefSeq names its product U-box domain-containing protein 44-like. The transcript is spliced from 6 exons. Gene Ontology annotation, biological process: protein ubiquitination; cell surface receptor signaling pathway. The record is from RefSeq and is a predicted model, not a curated record. Bases 758 to 2821 code for a protein of 687 amino acids. Lineage: Eukaryota; Viridiplantae; Streptophyta; Magnoliopsida; Rosales; Rosaceae. Gene Ontology annotation, molecular function: protein binding; ubiquitin-protein transferase activity.
GCAUCCAGAGUUUUGAUGCAUUUGAGUCAACGGAGCUGCAGCUGCCUUGCUGAGUUGAAAGCUCCACAAGGAUUAAAGCAAAGACCCGGAAAGGAAAGAAGGUUCUCUUCCUCCCAUUUUCUGUUUCACUCCUGUAAAAAUUUACCUUUUGCAGAAAUUAAGUCUUCAAAGAAGAGGUCUUUUUGUUGUCAGGCCCUUCAAAGAAAGGGUCAAGACUUGGGACUUGGGAGAGGAGUCUUCAUCCUCCCUACAAACUCAAAGACAAAAUUUUUCAGGUUACAACUUUCCAAAUUGAUUACCCAGGAGACAAAAAGAAGAGAAAAAGUAGAAAGGAAAUUCCUUUUAGUCCUACUUUUGAAAUUUAUUUUUUCUAUUUCUGAAAGGGUUCUGUGGUAGACUGAUUGCUAAUUUUCCCGGGAAAAUUGGGUGGAUUUUCGUAGAAAAUUGUGGUGAGAAGAGUGAUGGUGCUGUGAGUUUUGGUGGGCUGGGCAUGAACUCUUUGUCAGGUUUUUUUAUUACAAACGAUAUUAUUGCUCUAAAAUACACUAAGGGAAGGCGAAGGGGGAGGGUUUGAAGCCGGAGUGCAGCGGGUUGAAGAGGAAGGCCCUAUUAUUGCUAGUGAUUGAAGCUGAAAGCAGGCAUAUAGAGAUCAGAAGCUUGAGGUUGUUGUCCUGCAACAGGGCAACUGCUGUUUUUAUCAGUUGAGUAGUCAAAUGGUAAAUGAGGAUCUCACUUCCUAGUGUUGGUGAGAAUCAAAAUGUUCGCAGUAGACUUGGUUUCCAGUGUUGCGUCUGCUCCGGCUUCAGAAAUAAUUUCUCAAACAGUAGAGGCCAUUUUUGAAAUUGCAGCUGCUGCUGGGGAUGUCCUUGUUAAGAAGGAUACAUUUAAAGAGGUUUCAACUUAUGUGGAAAGGAUAGUCCCCAUCUUAAGGGAGUUGAACAAGAAAUCUAUUCUUCAUUCUGAGAGCUUAAACAAUGUUAUGGUGAUUCUUAACCGAGAAAUCAGAGCCGCAAAGCAACUGACCCUUGAGUGCAGGAAGAGAAACAAAGUGUAUCUCUUAAUCCAUUGCCGAACAAUAGUUAAGCGCCUAGAAGAUACUAUGAAAGAGAUCAGUCGGGCUUUAGGUCUUCUUCCCCUGACUUCUCUAGAUCUUUCAUCUGGCAUAGUUGAAGAAAUUGAAAAGCUUUGUGAUAAUAUGCAGCGAGCUGAGUUCAGGGCAGCAAUAGCAGAAGAAGAGAUUUUGAACAAGAUCGAGUCUGGAAUCCAGGAGAGAAACGUUGAUCGUUCUUAUGCAAAUAAUUUGCUGGUUCUUAUAGCAGAGGCAAUCGGAAUCUCAACUGAGAGGUCAGUGUUAAAGAAGGAAUUAGAAGACUUCAGGAGUGAGAUAGAAAAUGCUCGGCUGAGGAAAGACCAGGCUGAAGCUAUACAAAUGGAGCAAAUAAUUGCUUUAUUAGAAAGAGCUGAUGCAACUUCAUCUUCUAAGGAGAAAGAAAUGAAAUAUAUGAUGAAGCGGAAAUCUUUGGGGUUUCAACUAUUGGAACCGCUUCAGUCAUUUUAUUGUCCAAUCACCAGGGACGUUAUGGUGGACCCUGUGGAAACUUCUUCUGGACAGACAUUUGAGAGAAGUGCUAUAGAAAAGUGGUUUGCUGAUGGGAACAAAUUGUGCCCCCUGACCAUGACUUCUUUGGACACAUCAAUUUUGCGGCCCAAUAAAACUCUUCGGCAAUCCAUAGAAGAAUGGAAGGACAGAAAUUCGAUUAUUACGAUUGGUUCCUUGAAAUCAAAACUCCAAUCUGAAGAAGAAGAAGAAGAAGUGCUUCAUUGCCUGGGUGAUUUACUAGAUCUCUGUAAACAAAGAGAAUUGCAUAAGGAAUGGGUCAUACUAGAGAACUACAUACCGAUUCUCAUUCAACUUCUUGGUGUUAAAAAUCCCGAGAUAAGGAACAAUGCUCUUGUCAUCCUUUGCAUUUUGGUGAAGGAUAGGGAUGAUGCGAAGGAAAGAAUCGCCAAAGUUGAUAACGGUAUUGAAUCUAUUGUUCGUUCACUUGGGCGCCGUGUUGAGGAAAGGAAGUUAGCAGUUGCAUUACUUUUGGAGUUAUCAAAAAAUAAUUUGAUAAGAGAAUGUAUUGGGAAGGUUCAAGGUUGCAUACUCUUAUUAGUUACCAUGUCCAACAGUGACGAUAAUUGGGCUGCCAGAGAUGCACGAGAGCUACUGGAGAAUCUGUCAUUCUCUAAUGAGAAUGUUGUACAGAUGGCGAAGGCAAACUAUUUUAAACAUUUGCUGCAGCGUCUCACUACAGGACCGGAAGAUGUAAAAAUGAUUAUGGCAUCAAAUUUGGCGGAGAUGGAAUUGACCGACCACAAUAAAGAAUCUUUGGUUCAAGGAGGAGUAAUGGGUCCGCUUCUUUUCAUGGUCGCACAUGGUGACAUUCCAAUUAAAAUGGCGGCUGUUAGAGCUCUUAGAAACCUCUCAAGCUUGCCUAAAAAUGGUAUACAGAUGAUUCGAGAAGGUGCUGAACGCCCAUUACUUGACCUUCUUUUCAAUCUUAGUUCGUCAUUGUCAAGUGUGCGUGAAUACAUAGCAGCCACAAUUAUGCAACUCUCCAUUUCAAUGGCGUCUCAAGAAUCCAACCAGACACCCAUUUCAUUUUUGGAAUCAGAUGAAGAUAUUAUCAAGCUUUUCUCUUUGAUUAGCGUGAUGGGGCCCAAUGUACAGCAAAGCAUCAUUCGGACCUUCCACGCCUUAUGUCAAUCCCCCUCCGCUACAAGUAUCAAGACCAAGUUGAUACAGGUGUGCAUCUUAUUUUACAAGAGGUUUUAAUUUCAAUAAAAAUUGGUUUCCUGCAUACACAAAUCUACCAGUAGAAUAUUAACGGGAUUUAGAAGUUCAAAUAGAAAUGUGGCUAGUCUCAUAAGAACUUGGGAGGUAGGCGAAGGUUCAAACGGAUAUCAACUGAAAUUAUGAAGUCUAAGCUUCAACUGACAGGCCCUUUUCUUUUCUUCUAAGAAACUGCAAUGGGAUUUAUCAUGUUUUGCAAUUAGUAGUCAUCAUCAUUUGACUUUCCUCCAUCACCCUCCUGAAAACAUUAACGACUGGGGUAGCGUAUGCGCAAUUUGGACUAAUGAUGCACAUCCAAAUUCCCAUACAAUAAUAUAGAUAUAAAGAAACAGAAGUUAAUUGAAGCUUUGUUAAGAGAAGGUUUUGUUUUUAUAAUUUAUCGAUAUAUUUUUAGUCAUCGCCUCCUUUAUGGCUAUACCAUGUUUUUCUGGUUAUUGAAAUGUGAAGUUAGGAAAUGUUUAGUCAGAUGUGUCCUUCCUUGAAUUUCAGAGUUUUAAUUCCAAGUUUCGUUUCCACAAUUUAUCUCAUAACCAGACAUAAUAAUCUUUAGCAGAUGCUAACUUGAUUUACACAGCUUCUGCUUCACAAGCGUUAUA